AUGCAGCCCGCGCCCGGGCCGGCCGCCGCCCUGGGCACGGCGCUGCUGCUGCUGCUGCUGGCCUCGGAGUCGGCGCCCACCGUGCUGCUGCGGGCGCGCGAGGCCGCGCAGUUCCUGCGGCCCAGGCAGCGCCGUGCCUACCAGGUCUUCGAGGAGGCCAAGCAGGGCCACCUGGAGAGGGAGUGCGUGGAGGAGCUGUGCAGCAAGGAGGAGGCCCGCGAGGUGUUCGAGAACGACCCGGAGACGGACUAUUUUUAUCCAAGAUACUUAGAGUGCAUCACCAAGUAUGGCUCCCCCUACACCAAGAGCCCGGACUUCGUCACCUGCGUUCAGAACCUGCCUGACCAGUGCACCCCGAACCCCUGUGAGAAGACGGGGACCCAAGUGUGCCAAGACCUCAUGGGCAACUUCUUCUGCCUGUGCCGAGCCGGCUGGGGGGGCCGGCUGUGCGACACAGAUAUCAACGAGUGCGGCCAGGACAACGGCGGCUGCAGCCAAGUCUGUCGCAACCACCCCGGCAGCUUCCACUGCGCCUGCCACAGCGGCUUCGCGCUGGGCGCGGACGGGAGGACCUGCCAAGAUGUGGACGAAUGCGCCGAAGCGGAGACCUGCGGGUCGGCGCGGUGCGAGAACCUGCCGGGCUCCUACUCCUGCCGGUGCGAGGCGGGCUACACCUACAGCUCCCAGGAGAAGGCCUGCCGAGAUGUCGACGAGUGCCAGCAGGGGCGCUGUGAGCAGACCUGCGUCAACUCCCCGGGCAGCUACACCUGCCACUGUGAUGGGCGCGGGGGCCUUAAGCUGUCCCCGGACAUGGACACCUGCGAGGACAUCCUGCCCUGCGUGCCCUUCCGCGUGGCCAGGAGCGUGAAGUCCCUGUACCUGGGCCGCCUGUUCCACCGGACCCCCGUGGUCGGACUUCGCCUCAAAAGGCUGCAGCGUGUGCGGCUGGUAGCCCAGUUCGACUUCCGGACCUUUGACCCCGAGGGCGUCCUCUUCUUCGUGGGCGGCGACCCGGACGGCACCUGGGUCCUGCUGAGCCUGCGGGCCGGGCGUCUAGAGCUGCAGCUGCACUGCCAGGGCCUGAGCCGCGUCACCAGCAGUGGCCCGGCCAUCAACCACGGCCUGUGGCAGACGGUCUCCGUGGAGGAGCUGUCGCGCAGUCUGGUGGUGAAGGUGAACGAGGAAGCCGUCAUGAACAUCGCGGUGCCCCGGGAGCUGUUCCGGCCGCACCGAGGCCUCUACCACCUGAACCUCACCAUGGGCGGCGUCCCCAUCCCCAGCAGCAGCCUCCUGCAGCCCAUAAACCCCCGCCUGGAUGGCUGCAUGCGGAGCUGGAGCUGGCUGGACGAGGAGGAGACCACCAUCCAGGAAACCGUGAGGGGCAACCCUAAGAUGCAGUGCUUCUUGGAGGUGGAGGACGGCUCCUUCUACCCGGGCACCGGCUUCGCCUUCUACAGCCUGCAGUACGCUCGCACGUCGCGGGACGUGGGGACGGACAGCACCUGGGAAGUAGAGGUCGUGGCUCGGAUCCGGCCCGCCACAGACACAGGGCUGCUGCUGGCGCUGGUGGGAGCCAACCACACUGUCGCCCUCUCCGUGGCCCUGGUGGACUACCACUCCACCAAGAAGCUCAAGAAGCAGCUGGUGGUCCUGGCCAUCGAGGACGUGCCCCUGGCCCUAAUGGAGAUCAAGGCGUGUGACGGGCAGGAACACGUGGUCACGGUCUCCCUGAAGGAGGGCGUGGCCACCCUGGAAGUGGACGGCACCAAGGGCCAGAGCGAGGUGGACGCUGCUCGGCUGCAGGAGAGGCUGGCCCUGCUUGAGAGGCACCUGCUGCAGGGCGACAUGCGCACCUUCCUCGGGGGACUGCCAGAUGUGCCGGUGACCUCGGUGCCGGUCACUGCGUUCUACCGCGGCUGCAUGACCCUGGAGGUCAACGGGAAGCUUCUGGACCUGGACGAGGCCUCAUACAAACACAGCGACAUCACCUCGCACUCCUGCCCCCCGGCUGCAGCGGCCCCCGCUCCCACCGCAGCAGGUCGGGGUCGCACAUAGCUGCUCAACAGGGAGGAAGAGGGAGGCGGCACUGUGACCCCGCCCCCGCCACGCGCACAGCUCUGCCCCGCCCGGCCUUGUAACAUACUGUAAAUACUAAGGGAUGCUUGCAGCCGCUGUCCCAGGUGGGCGGGCUGCGGAGGGAGGGGCGUGGGGCAGAGCGGAGGGAAGAUGAUUCUGUUAUUUUUAUUACCAAAUGCUUCUUUCUGACUCUAAACUAUGGACAAUAAAAUAUUUACAGAAGCCUUUUUAA
Messenger RNA from Lepus europaeus (European hare), 2308 nucleotides. It is a transcript of the gene GAS6, whose product is annotated as growth arrest specific 6. The transcript is spliced from 15 exons. Bases 1 to 2055 code for a protein of 684 amino acids. The record is from RefSeq and is a predicted model, not a curated record. Gene Ontology annotation, cellular component: extracellular region. NCBI's taxonomy places the organism in Eukaryota, Metazoa, Chordata, Mammalia, Lagomorpha, Leporidae. Gene Ontology annotation, molecular function: calcium ion binding.